This is a messenger RNA of Echinococcus granulosus, 1905 nucleotides long. Its product is annotated as tRNA guanosine-2'-O-methyltransferase TRM11. The record is from RefSeq and is a predicted model, not a curated record. Gene Ontology annotation, molecular function: nucleic acid binding. The transcript is spliced from 11 exons. Gene Ontology annotation, biological process: methylation. Gene Ontology annotation, cellular component: cytoplasm. NCBI's taxonomy places the organism in Eukaryota, Metazoa, Platyhelminthes, Cestoda, Cyclophyllidea, Taeniidae. The coding region runs from base 1 to 1905 and encodes 634 amino acids.
AUGGACUAUUUAUUGGCAUUUGCCGCUCAUGAAUUCGUGAAUUUUCGGGAGCUAGAAGUUCGCUCACUGCUUACAAUAAGUGGAAUGAGUCAAGAGUGUAUUCCUGAGGAUACUAACUGGAGUAAUCCGUAUGUUAAAAUAAAACUUCCCAGUGACGAAAUUGCCGCAAAGUUCAUCGAACGCAGUAUGUUGGUUAAGUUUAUCUACUCAGUUUGGGCCACGGCGUCUACCUUUGAUGAGCUCCUCUUGAAGCACCAGUUGCACAUUAUUUUCGAAUUCACCAAGGCCAAAACUCAUCAAAAAGAUCAGUUGCUGUUACGAGUCUAUUACGGCCGCGAGGUAGGGGAGAGUUCGCGAAGACGCAUCCUGAAUGAAUUCCAUCUAUCGAAACGCACGUAUUUGGGCAACACCACCAUGGAUGUCUGCCUGGCGGGUAUCAUUGCCAACGCAUGUCUCUGUGGCCCUGGUGACAUAGUCUGGGAUCCGUUUCUCGGGACCGGUGGUAUGGUGCUGGCUGCGUCAGUUUGGGGAGCCUAUGGUGCGGGCAACGAUAUCGACUAUGCCCUUGUUCAUGGAAUCGGGGCUUCACCGAAAGCCGGACAGGGCAAACGAAAUGCUGAUGAGUGCCUUCGCGCCAACUACCGUCAGUACAACCUGCUAUCGCGCUAUCUGGACGUUCUGGUUGCAGACGCGGCAUCCUUGGGUCGUCUGUUGCGCUGCUCGCCUACUGUAUCAGGCCUCUUCGAUGCCAUCGUCACGGACCCGCCUUACGGCGUGCGUGAGCGCACUUGCCGCGUUGCCAGCGAGGCAAUUGAGAGGGAGCCCUCCAUGCAGACCACGACGUACAUUGACGAAAUUACCGGCGAAAAACAAUUCGCGAUGGUACCCGACAAAGACGGACUUGUCCCCGUCCCUCAUGAUUUGCCUCACUUUCCCCACAAGGAAAACUAUCCGCUGCAGGAAAUUUUUGGAGAUCUGUUGGAGCUGGCCAGUCUCCUCCUUAAGCCACGAGGUCGGCUGGUCUUCUGGGUGCCCGUGAGCAAAAGCAAAUACAGCGGACCUCACUCUCUACCCACCCAUCCACGUUUUGAACUCAUCAGUGUCUGUGAACAAGCUCUGAAUCGGGGUACCUCACGGUUCCUCCUAGUAAUGGAGAAAUUGAUGCCCGAGGAGGCAGACGUUUGCCCCUUGUCGGAGUCUCCCAAUGAAACGAUUGAUGGUGGAGGAAUGACCGAGAGCAGUCGUCGGGAGGAGGGAUUUUCUGAGGCUGAAAUCGAGGCAUUUAUCAACAAACUGUCUCUAAUGGAUUCGAACAACUGGUGUCACUCAAGCGGUGUUGGUGAGCGUGAGGGUCGCAUCUUGCUCAAUCUCGUUAGACGACGUCAUUUUGGCCUGGCACACGGAAUCGGGCGUUCUGGCGACAUCACGGCCAUCCAACCGAAAGCUUCGGGCUCGAGUCUCAUCAAUCGGCUUUCGAAUGCACUGCUUUUGGAUUGGCUUCGCAGGUCUGGUGCGCCUAGUACAGAGGCUUGCCUUCUGGUUCCGAUGGCAACUGGGAUGACCUUGACACUGUGCCUCCUCACCCUGAAACGUCGGCGUGGACCGCAGGCAAAGUAUGUAAUUUGGCCGCGGAUUGACCAGAAGUCCUGUCUGAAGUGCAUCACUGCUGCCGAUCAAGAUAACGCAAAACUCCAGUGGCCAAAACACAGCGGCUCUCCCAUCACGGAGUGCAUAAACAGUGACACCUCGCCUCGGAACGAGAUGUCAACAAGCCAUCAAUCUUCAGCAACGCAGGCUGCGCAAACAAUCCGUACGGAGAGACGCUACGAGAACACCGCGGCUUGGACUUUGUUCUAUCAGCUAAGGAUAUCCCUUACUGGCGAAGGUAGUCCGCGAUUCCACUAG